AUGCGUUUACUACGAAAAUUCAAAGACGGACGAAGAGGUUUUGUAGAUAAUCAUCACGAUCUACGCACGAUAAUAUCAACGUCAUCGAGCGGUUUACCAAAGUGGCGACAAUCGCCCAUUGAUUUGAAGACGACCGAUACGUGGACUCAAAAGUUUCCACCCUUGUUAUUAACCGGUUAUUGGUUAAAAAAGGGAAAAGCGACGAUGACGAACACAGGAAAAACAGUUAACAUCGAACUGAUGGACUUGUCAACCAAUCCUUAUUUACGAGGUGGUCCACUGAACGAAGAUGAGUUUAAGUUGAAAAAUGUACAAUUUCGUUGGGGUCCAAGUGACUCUCGAGGUGCCGAACAUUCUAUAGACGGUAUAUGGUAUUCUAUGGAGGCACAAGCUCUGCAUUGGAACACUCGAUAUGGAUCGUUGGAAAAGUGUUACGACAAAUCUGACGGUAUUGCAAUACUUUCUUAUUUGAUGCAGGUCGUUGGCUGUAAAGGAAUGCCAGAUAAUCCAACAGUUGCUCGUGUUACCGAUCACUUAGCAAACAUUAAAAAAACGGGUAGCAGUAAAACCGUUACACCUGACUGUUUGUGGUGGAUACUGCAGGCGUGUGCGGCUCCAGGCUAUUUUACGUAUCACGGCUCUCUCACUGUGCCACCGUAUAACGAAUGUGUAAUUUGGAUAAUAAUUUCGCACGCGAUAAAAAUUUCUUCUCGUCAAAUGAAUGCAUUUAGAAAUAUUUAUGACUACAAGUGGGAUCCUAUAGUGAGUAAUUACAGACCGCAACAGUUAUGCUGUCGUAGACGAAUUUUAUAUGCCACUGAUUGCAGCAUAGUUUGACGAUUAAUAAAAAUUAAUUGAAGCGAUAACAGAGCCUCUGAAUUUCUUCAAGAUCGAUC
Molecule: messenger RNA, 896 nt
Organism: Vespa crabro (European hornet)
Lineage: Eukaryota; Metazoa; Arthropoda; Insecta; Hymenoptera; Vespidae
Product: carbonic anhydrase 3-like
Exons: 7
Coding region: 1-837 (278 amino acids)
Cellular component (GO): cytoplasm
Molecular function (GO): carbonate dehydratase activity; zinc ion binding
Source: RefSeq, a predicted model, not a curated record